Botrytis deweyae is the source of this 1020-nucleotide messenger RNA. RefSeq lists its product as uncharacterized. The record is from RefSeq and is a predicted model, not a curated record. The transcript is spliced from 2 exons. Lineage: Eukaryota; Fungi; Ascomycota; Leotiomycetes; Helotiales; Sclerotiniaceae. The coding region runs from base 1 to 1020 and encodes 339 amino acids.
AUGGCGUCGUCUACCACUCCUACUCCUGCAUCCCAGCCCACUCGUGCUUCUUCCAGACUGGGUCCUUGGAUACGAUUGAAUGGACUUUCUUAUUCUCAGUUGCCCGAGGCAGGUAUAGGUAUCGAAGCAGCCAGUGGAGCUAUAAAGCCGUUGAACGGUGGUGGUCAUCCUACUAGAAACGCGAAGACAUUUAUCACGGCAGUACUCGAAGAGGCGAUCCCGUUUCUUAACGGAAUGGUCCAGAAUGAACCACCCUGGAAAUUGCUCAAGUCUAAGACGGACGUUCAGUUGUAUAAACGUGUCGUUUCCAAGGAAGAACUAGAUUAUUGCAAUGGGACACACGAUAAAGCAACAGAGAAAGCAAAUGAGGAAGGGGAGACUUGGUUUGCUAGACGAAGUAUUCAUGAAAAUAAAGCAGAAACGAAUACAGCUUCUUGGGACGAAUUUACUCUCCACAUCAAGCAAGAACACUUUGAGAGAGAGAAAGAUUGGUGUCACUCUGUGCUCGCCAGUAGCAGGAGAGCUAUGUACUGGGAAACGAGCGAUUUCGAGAUUGUGGCUGGUGGAAAGCAAUGGAACAACAUCUCAAUGGAAGUGGUAGAAAUGAUCCAUAAGCCCCCGGUUGUCUCUGAGCGAAAGUUUCCUGAGGUACUGAUUACUGCAUCACUUAACGAACCUGGACGGCAUGAAUUUUUGGUUAUUUCAAUACCCAUAACCGAUUCGGCCAAUGCCCGGUCACAAAAUUCCAGCUUCCAAGAAUCCGGUUUCGCCUCCGCCAAAAAGAAAGGUCAAGUUGUGGGGGCUUACGCAUCGAUUGAACGAUGUUGUCUUCGUCCUAGCCCUAAUAGUACAGUUGGGGAGAUAGAGUGGAUAAUGGCUACUGCUUCAGAUGCCAAAGGCUGGAUACCUCAAUUGAUACAGAAGCCCAAUAUACCAGGCCAGAUUCAAAAGGAUGUGAGCAUGUACAUGCGUUGGGUCGAAGAUCAACGGAUGACAAUACCUGACGUUCUUCCACGAUGA